AUGGAGUAUAGCUGGGUGCCAGACUGCCCGAAAGGCCAGAACAGCUGUGGCGGGCACACCAAUACAGAAUGCAAAGACAUGGAUAUCGGCUGCAUGUGUAAAGACGAAAAGUAUAUCCUGACCAGCGUAUGCUGUUUAAGCAAGACAUGCGGCACUUUCAGUAUCUCCUUUGCCAAAAUGUAUAUCGACAGCUAUUGUAAAGAUUGGAAAGUGACACCUCCCAACAUAACCAAUCUGGAUUGCGCAAAAGCAACCUCGAGCAGCCUCAUUGCUACAACAGCCACAUCGACGGCCGGAACCAGCUCAGCAACGUCACAACCUUCAGGAGAUUCAGCGAAUGGGAAACCAGAGGCAGGACCAAAUAUUGGGAUGAUUGCUGGUGUCGCGGGGGGAGUUGGAUUCUUGGUCUUGGCUCUGAUUGGUGCCGCCAUCUUUUUCUACUGUCGUCGGAAAAGGGAGGCAGAGGAGAGGAGAGAGGCAGCAGUAAAAGCGAACCAAGCAAAGCCAGAUUUUCCCCCGUCAAACUCGCAUUCUUCAACACUAGAGGCCGUGCAUAUGAGCGAGCUCGCUCAACCACACACAUCGCCAUAUGGGCAGAGCCAGGUUGCCUCCCAAGCGUGGCAACAGAGUUAUCCUGGAACGUCGCCGUACAACACAAGCUGCGAGAAUAUGCAACCAGUACCGCCCAGUUCGCCUCUCAAUAAUGGUGGUUAUUGGUCCGAGCUCGGAAACGAUGGUGCCCGGCCUCAAGGAUCGGAGCUGGCUGGCAGGCCGUUACUCCCUCCCCGACCUGAGUUACAAGGAAUGUCGUUCAUCACAAGAAACCCAUAUCCGUCCGAGUUAGCCCCGAGUGAGCCUACAUAUCAACGGUGA
Clonostachys byssicola is the source of this 873-nucleotide messenger RNA. The record is from the annotation of a GenBank genome assembly. Lineage: Eukaryota; Fungi; Ascomycota; Sordariomycetes; Hypocreales; Bionectriaceae.